This is a messenger RNA of Rhagoletis zephyria (snowberry fruit fly), 3843 nucleotides long. Its product is annotated as frizzled-2. Gene Ontology annotation, cellular component: plasma membrane. The record is from RefSeq and is a predicted model, not a curated record. Gene Ontology annotation, molecular function: Wnt receptor activity; Wnt-protein binding. NCBI's taxonomy places the organism in Eukaryota, Metazoa, Arthropoda, Insecta, Diptera, Tephritidae. Gene Ontology annotation, biological process: canonical Wnt signaling pathway; non-canonical Wnt signaling pathway.
GUUAUCCUUUGUUUGUUGCAAGCCGCUGAUGUGACAACGUGCUGCGCCUGCGGUUUAAGCGGUAAUAUAGCGCGCCUGGAGCGUUUCUUCAGCUCAAUAUAUUCACCACUCAACUAAACUCUCAACUUUAGUCAGCUGUAGCCUUUCGAAAGUAGCUGAAGCUUUCCGUAGCGCAAUAACUCGAAGUCUAUCUACGCUUUCAGCGUAACAGCUGUGGACUUUCACAUACAGCUUAGCGCGACUUACUUGUCCGAGAAGCAUUAGCAAACCACAUAUUCAAAUUACAUUAAACACACAAAUACACAGAAGUCAUGUCUCGCACAAUGGCGCACAGACACACUGCGACGCGACGGCAUCCGCAAGCGUUAUGCAAUUCAGUCCUCGUCCUCAGCGUCGUGCUCCUGCUACACAGACACAACUGCCAUGCGGACGGUAUGCAGCAUUUGGCGGACAGCGGUGGCGGCAUUGGCAUGGGUCCCCAUGCGUUGGAUGUGAGUCCCGCGCCGGGCUAUGGUCUGCCCGCCAUACCAAAGGAUCCGAAUUCUCGCUGCGAAGAGAUCACUAUACCAAUGUGUCGUGGUAUUGGCUAUAAUAUGACGUCCUUUCCGAACGAAAUGAAUCACGAGACGCAGGACGAAGCUGGUCUGGAAGUGCAUCAGUUUUGGCCGCUUGUGGAGAUCAAGUGCUCGCCCGAUUUGAAAUUUUUCCUCUGUUCCAUGUACACACCCAUCUGCUUGGAAGACUACCACAAACCAUUGCCCGUCUGUCGUUCGGUUUGUGAGCGUGCACGUGCUGGUUGUGCGCCCAUUAUGCAGCAAUAUAGUUUCCAAUGGCCAGAACGCAUGGCCUGUGAACAUUUGCCGCUGCAUGGCGAUCCUGAGAAUCUCUGCAUGGAACAGCCUUCGUAUACGGAGUCGGGCAGUGGUGGUGCGGGCGGUUCGUCAGGCAGCGGUUCGGGCGGCUCUGGCGGCAGUGGUGGUAGUGGCGGCGGUGGUAAACGCAAGCAGUCUGGUUCUGGUGGUUCGGGUUCACAGAAAUGCAAAGGUGGCAAAAAUUCAAAAAACUGCCAAAAUUCCCUAGGAGAAAGAACAAACGCAAAGGAUUGCACGUGCUCGUGUCUCAAACCACUCCUGCUCCUGGGGAAGGAAGCGCUGAUGCAGCCACCACACAUGCACUACCCAUGGUACAUGAAUUCAACUGUACAAAGAAUCGCCGGCGUUCCAAAUUGCGCGAUUCCCUGCAAGGGCCCGUUCUUCACAAACGACGAAAAGGACUUCGCCGGCAUAUGGAUAGCCCUGUGGUCGGGUCUGUGCUUCUGCAGCACCCUCAUGACGCUAACCACGUUCAUCAUCGACACCGAAAGGUUUAAGUACCCCGAGCGACCGAUAGUCUUUCUCUCCGCCUGCUACUUUAUGGUCGCUGUCGGUUAUCUAUCGAAAAAUUUUCUGCAGAAUGAAGAAAUCGCUUGCGACGGACGUUACCUGCGGGAGAGUUCGACCGGACCACACUCAUGUACGAUGGUUUUCCUACUCACGUAUUUUUUCGGCAUGGCUUCAUCGAUUUGGUGGGUUGUACUCAGCUUUACCUGGUUUCUGGCCGCGGGCCUCAAGUGGGGCAAUGAAGCCAUCACCAAGCACUCGCAAUAUUUUCAUUUGGCCGCCUGGCUCAUACCCACUGUACAAUCGGUGGCCGUGUUGCUGCUUUCAGCUGUUGAUGGUGAUCCCAUACUCGGCAUCUGCUAUGUUGGCAAUCUCAAUCCGGAUCAUCUAAAGACAUUCGUGCUGGCACCGCUCUUUGUAUACCUCGUCAUCGGCACCACCUUUCUGAUGGCAGGCUUCGUUUCACUUUUCCGCAUACGCUCUGUAAUCAAGCAACAAGGCGGCGUCGGCGCCGGCGUUAAGGCGGACAAAUUGGAAAAGCUUAUGAUACGUAUUGGUAUCUUUUCCGUCCUCUACACCGUCCCCGCAACCAUCGUAAUCGGAUGCUACCUGUAUGAAGCCGCCUACUUCGAAGACUGGAUCAAAGCGCUCGCAUGCCCGUGUGCCCAGGUGAAAGGACCUGGAAAGAAACCACUAUACUCAGUGCUUAUGCUCAAGUACUUUAUGGCAUUGGCAGUUGGCAUUACAUCGGGCGUUUGGAUCUGGUCUGGUAAGACGUUGGAAAGUUGGCGUCGCUUUUGGCGUCGACUAUUCGGCGCACCUGAUCGCACCGGCGCCAAUCAGGCGCUCAUUAAACCGCGACCGCCCAUACCGCAUCCGUAUGCGGGCUCUGGCAUGGGUAUGCCCGUCGGCUCCGCGGCUGGUUCGCUGCUCGCCACACCAUAUACACAGGCGGGCGGCGCAUCGGUGGCUUCCACCAGUCACCACCAUUUGCACCAUCAUGUUCUUAAGCAACCGGCAGCGAGCCACGUAUGACAUGGAGAGUCAGGCGGAGCUUCAACCAUGGGCGGUGGCGUUGGUGGUGGCGGCGGCGGCGGCAGUACAAUUGGCGGUGGCAGCAUGCUGGGCGGACACGGUACUCUGAUGAGCACAGCGGGUAUGAGCAAUAGUACGGUUGGCGGCGGUGUUGGUGUUGGUGUUGGGGCUCCUCCUGGCAGUAUGUUGCACGGUGGCGGUGGCGGUGGCAUCGGCGUCGGAACGCCUGGUAAUAUGAGUAUGCCUGGCGUUUAUGGCAAUGGCAAUGGCGGCGGUGGUGUUGGCGGUCCAAUGGGACCAGGUGGAGGCAAUGGCGGUGGUGGGAAUGGCCCAAGUACGGCACCCGGUUCGGUGAUCGAUUCACGCGCGGUGUCCGUGGUCGUUACGUUGCCCGGUGGGCCGGGCGCGCAACACCCCGGGCAGGCGCUGAGCGACUACGGUCCUAUAUAGUUAAUGGUACGACCAGAUACAGCGCACUGGGUGUCCACGAGCAGUUUCUCGCAGCUGUAAAUGAGCGCAACUGUGUAAAGAUUGUAGCAUAACGGUAGGGAGGUAGACAUAGAGCGUGAAAGAAUAAAGUUAAGGAUGAAAAGAGCAUUUAUAAUGGGUGAGCAUGAGAGGAUUAGUAUACGACAAACGCGCUUUUGUAUGUGCAGCAGGUGUUGCGCUCAUUUACAGUGUUGCAUUUUUUGAGCUUUAAAGCUAUUGAAAAGUUUGAGCAUGCAGUGAAAAGUUGCAACAAACAAGUCGCCAUAUUACUUUCUUCAAUUUUAUAGUUGUAAAAAAUAUAUUUAAAAAAUAAAAGGAAUGAUUAUAGCAAUAAAAAGAGUUUGUAUUAAAGUAAUAAACUUCAUACUUAUAAGCAAGCUAAACUUCAUAAUUCUAGUCCAUUUUCAAUGAAAGCAAAAAAAUUAAAACAAAAAAAAAACACUUUAAUACAAAAAAAAAUUUAUUUAGCAGACAACAACAAAGCACAAUUUCUAUAAAAUAUCACUAAACGAAUUCAAAAAGAAAUAGUCAAUAGCUUAUAAACAGAGACAUAAACUUGCUACACCUUUUUCUAUGAAUAAAUAUUGUGAAAAUAUGUAAAGCAAAAUAAUGCUAUAAUAGUGAAUAGUGUGUUAAAAAUAGGAAAAAAGAGAUACGAAAAGCACAUCAAAUGCGCGCGCCAGAGAUUUUUCUAUAAACAUUUUUUUUUUUUUUGUAAACGCAUAUUCAUUUCACAUUUUCCUAAUUCGUUUUUUCAAUUCUCUACUCAAAUAGACUGAUUUAUAAUAAUAUUUAAAAGAAGAUAAGUAUAUUUCACACUAACAAAGCGAUAUACAAUAUUUUAAAUGUACUAUAAAUUAUGAAAAACAUAAAACGAAUGAAAAAAUGUUAAUGAAAUGCGUACGAACAAAACAGACAAAAGGUAGUAAAAAGCAGUAAA